AUGAGUAACCCAUCAUUUUAUUUAUAUGAUGAUAACAAACUGUCGGAAGAAGUCCAAAAUAUCACCAUCAACAAGCGGAGAAAUCGAGACAUCUCAAUUUAUGAUCGAAGUAUAAGAAAGGAAUCUACCAAUUUUUAUAAUAUCAAUUCUUCAAGUUUAUCCAACAGUAGUCUAACAAAUGACAUUUCCAGAGAUCCCGUCAAAGAUACCCAUCUAAAUCCUCGAGUUGAUAGUAAUGCUCGAGAUUUCUCCAAAGAUUUCAGAAUAAAUAGUCCCAUCAUGACCUUGAAAGAUCAAUUUAACAACUUAUCAGAUAUUUUGAAAUUCCCUAUUGAAUCUUCCCAUUCAUAUUCUUAUGCUCAUUUAUCUCCCAAUUCUUUGGCUUUGAGAUUAAAUGUUUUGAAGAGAUCAUUAGAGAUUCUUAAAGAGAGACCAAAUCUUUAUAACUCCAUGAAAGAUGCUAAUGAACCCCUCACAAAGAAGAAAUUGGAUAACAAGAACUUCAAUGCCUCAUCAGCAGCAUUAUCAGCAUUGUUCAAACCAUCAAUGAAACGUUCAGAUAGUUUCCCCACUCAAGAAAUAUAUUCUAAUAAGGAGUCAAGCAAUAAUCUUUCAAAUGAUUUGAAAGAAAUCUUGAAACUCCUUGAAUCCAACGAUGUUAAUAUCCCAAAUUCCAAGGAUUUUGCCACAACUUUGCAUGAUUUAUCACUUUCAAGUGAUAAUGGCUUAAAUUCGGUUAAAAGAUUGAUGGCUGCAUUAUCAACUCCUUUCGUUGAUACAUCAGUAAUGACCACUACUGAUUCAUUACCAAUGAGACCUUCAUCUAUAGCUUUAAAUCUUUUGAACACUGCAAAUACCCCUUUGGGUAAUCCUAAUUCACCUGUGGGAAGUAGACCAUUUCAUUCGAUUUCUUCAGGAAAACAUUCAUUGCCACAAUCAGUGUUCACGAUAGAUAUAGAAAAUCCAUGGCAAGUCAAAGCAGCUAAUGAUUUAGCUUGCUUGAUGUUUGGAGUAUCUAAAAAUAUGAUAAGAUCUCUUACAUUGAUGGAUUUAAUAGCUCCCCAAUUCAGAGAAUUCGUGAUCGAAAGAUUAACUAAAUUUUUGAGUAAUGAACUCCAAGUGAACUUGAAAACUGAUAUCAUUUUCAGUGGAGAAAUAGUUGCAAUCACACGUCCUAGUGAUAAGAACUAUUCUUGGACUUCAUUAUGGGCAAAAAGAAAAGGUAAAUUGAUCAUUUUCAUGUUUGACCAAAUUCCUUGUGAUGCUUUUGAUAUCGUCAUACUGAAAAAUCUUACUUCAUCAGAAGAUGAAACAAAACAAGAUUUCACUGUGAAAUCCAUCAAUGAAGUGGCAGGAAACUUAUUCAACAAAUUACCUCAAAACCUCAUUAACCUUACCGAAAUCAGUACUUCUAUCGAUCAAUUCCUAGAAAGUAUUGAAAAUACCAAUGAAUCUGAAUCAUUAAAUUACAUCCAAAGUGAACUCAUCAAUGAGAGACGAUACUUCACCUUACAAAUCAAUGAUGAAAAUGUUCCUUGUGCCGUUACAUCCAAUGCCUUGGACAUCAAUCCUUCAAAACUUGAACUCAAACUCAAAAUUCAUUCUUUACCCUAUAUAGCAGGGAUAUUUGUCAUUGAUGGGGCUAAUUUCAAUAUUCUUUCUUGCAACAAUUCCAUAGCCAAAAACCUUUUCGGUCAAUCAUCAAUAAAUUUGGUAGGAAAAUCCAUAAAUCUUUUGAUUGAAAACUUCGAAGAUAUUUUUAAUUCAGGUUUGAAAGACAUUGAAUCUCAAUUUUCUAUCGUUCCUGGUUUGGUAUUACCAGAACAUUUCUUCAGAAGAUACAAGAAUUCUUUGAAAUCUGAUGGAAGUACUGAAGAUUUCCUCAAUUCUAAAGGUUUGGUAGCUAAUCAUUUAGAUGGGAAUAAGUUUUUCGUGGAUGUUCAAUUACGAGUUUCUACUCCUAGCACUUAUGUCUUAUGGAUAACAUACUCAAGACUGUUGAAUUCUGUUGUUGAUAAUGAAUCCAAUAGACCAAUUUUUAAAAGGUCAAGACUGGUAAGUGGUGAUAGUAUUAAUCAAAACUUGAACACUAACUUUGAUUCCUUAGCCAAAUCUAAAACUCCAGGUUUCGCCAGAUUACCUUCACAAUUGAAAUUGUUCGAAACAAGCAACCUUGCUACUGUAGGAGAGAUAUCUAGGAAUAACAGUACCAGGACUCCAAACUUGAAGGACAUUCGAGCAUCUUCCGGAAAUAGAGAUUCAAUAUUUGAAUCUUUUGAAGGUGAUUCCCAUUCCGAUAUCCCUACAAUUUCAACUACUGGCACUUCUGUCAAUGAAGAAAUUAGUGAAUUCGUUCAGGUGAAUUUCUCUGAUUUAGUGGUGCAAGAAGAUAAUCAAAUCAUGGAAAAAGCAAAGAAAUCAAGAAACUGGCCCUCCAAGAUCGGUCAAAAACGAAGAACUAAAAAGAUCACCGAAUUUGAUAUAGUCAAAGAAAUCGGUGAAGGAGCUUAUGGUAAAGUCAUCAUAGGUCAACACAAAAAUGACAAACCAUAUGAGGUAAUCAUCAAAUGUAUCGAUAAAGAAAGGAUCUUGGUAGAUACUUGGGUCCGUGAUCGAAAUUUAGGUACUAUUCCAUCAGAAAUUCAAAUCAUGUCAACUUUGAUGAAAGAAUUACACCCUAACAUCAUGAGAAUCAUUGAUUUUUUCGAAGAUGAACAAUAUUAUUACCUUGAAACUCCAAUUUUCGGAUCUCCUCCUGCUAUUGAUUUGUUCGAUUACAUUGAAGUAAAAGAGGAUAUGACUGAAUUUGAAUGUCGCUUCAUUUUCAAGCAAAUUGUCUCUGCUAUCUUCCAUCUUCAUAAGCAUGGUAUAGUUCAUCGUGAUAUAAAAGAUGAAAACAUUAUUGUAGAUGAAAGAGGUAUCAUCAAGUUGAUUGAUUUUGGUAGUGCAGGAUACACCAAAUCAGGACCAUUUGAUGUGUUCGUAGGUACCAUUGAUUACGCUUCACCUGAGGUUUUGAAGGGUGAGAAAUAUGAUGGUAAACCACAAGAUGUAUGGGCUUUAGGAAUUUUGUUAUAUACUAUUCUUUAUAAAGAGAAUCCAUUCUAUAACGUUGAUGAAAUCAUGGAAGGUGAUUUGAGAUUACCUCCUGUUAUUUCCAACGAACCCAUCAACUUAAUCAAGAAAAUCCUUGUUCGAGACAUUGCCAGUCGUCCUACAAUCACUGAUAUUGUAGAAGAUCCAUGGUUAAAUUAUUAG
Molecule: messenger RNA, 3258 nt
Organism: Yamadazyma jaroonii
Lineage: Eukaryota; Fungi; Ascomycota; Pichiomycetes; Serinales; Debaryomycetaceae
Source: the annotation of a GenBank genome assembly